AUGAUCCUUAUUUUUGUGUUGAUAUUAAUUAUAGCAUCAACAGAAUAAAUAUCAUUUGAGGUUUUAAAUAAUACAAAUGUUAUUGGUGGUAAAUAUUAUCAAUAGAAAAGAUAUAUAUUAUAAUGGCUAAAGAAAGGAAUUUAAAUGUAAUGGUGUUUCAAACAUAUAUGGUUAAAUUGGAAAUGAUUCCUAUGCUAUCCAAUAGUUUUAAAUGCCUUAACAUACAAUGUUAAGAUUGGAAGUGAUUUUAUAUGGGUAAAAUAAAGUUUUGAAUAGAAAUUAGAGUAGAUUUAAAUAAUCAGAUUGAUUUAUAUGUAGAUCACGAUUUGGCUUGGUCUAGCAAAACAUCACCCAUGGUUUCGACUUAAUGUGGGUUGAGUGAUAUGAAAAUGAUUUAGUUAAAAUUAGAUUUAUCGCAUAGUGGAAGUUCAGGUAUAGUGAUUUUUAUAGCAAAUACAUAAGAAAUUGUAAUAUAGUAGAAUAUUCAUAUAAGUGGGGAUUUAGUGAUCUCAAAUUAUCAGUGUAGUAAUGUCCAAAAGGUUGUGUAACAUGUGAAAAUGAAGAUACAUAAGAAUAAUGUUCAUUAUGGGAAUUUGGAUUGAAUAAUUGGAUAUAAUUUUAAAGUGUUUCUUUUGAAGGUUGGUCUAUCUUUUAUGGAAAGGAUAAAACAUCAAUUUGUGGAAGUAAUUGAGAUUAUAUGAUUUUAGAUAUUGCUUUGGUUGGAGGUUACAAUAAUUUUGGAAUGAAUACAAUAUUGUAUAAUAUGAUAGCAAUGAAACCACAUUACAAAGUAAGAAUAUAAGUUUUAUGGGCUAAAAUUGAUUCAUGGGAUAAUGAAUAAGGAUAGAUGAUGGUAGAUGGAAUCAUAGUAUGGAGGAAAAAUUAUACAAAUUCAAAUGGAUAUGGAAGUAAAAUUUGUGGAAAUUCAAAUUAAAAUUAUAAAACAGUUUUUUAAAGAAUUGAUACAAUAAUUGAUCAUACUGGCAAUAAUAUGCUUAUAAAUUUUACAUCAACACUUGAUUAAGCUUCAGAUGAUGAAUCUUUUGGAUUAAGAGAUCUAUUUAUAUAUUAUUUGCCAUGUGCUGAUAGAUGUAAAGAGUGUCAUGGUCCAACUAUUUCAGAUUGUACAAGUAAUAAUUAAAACUCAUAUAUAUUUUAUAGAAUGUUCUGAUAAUUUAUUUUAUGAUUCUGGUUAAUGUUUAAAUAUUUCAAAUUUUGAGAUUCUAUAGUAAAAUUUUAAUACUAUUAAAUUUGAUGAUUUAAGUGGUUGGGAAGUGUAUUAAAAUCAAAAUUCACCUGUGAUAACUACUUGUAUGGGAACAAAUCUUAUUGGAGGUUUUGGAGUGAUUGGCAGUGGUGGAUAUAUAACAAAAACUUUUAUAGUUCCACCUCAUACAAGAUUAAGAUUAUAGGUUUUGAUUUAUAAAAUUGAUUCUUGGGAUAAUGAAAAACUUAUAGUUGAAGUAGAUGAUGCAUAAGUUUGGACACAUGUUUGGUCUGUAGACACAGAUUCUAAUUAUUGUGGUUAAUUGUGGACUGAUUCAAAAGUUUAUAUUGAUUUGAUCUUUGAACAUACUAAUGAAGAAGCUAGAAUUAAAUUUAGUUCUACUUUGAAUCAAGACUCUAUUGAUGGUAAAAAUUAUUAGAUAUUUUAGAAUCUUGGGGGUUUAGAGAGUUUACUUUGAUGUAUGAAUCAUCUGUUUAAAUAAUAGAAUUAAUGACAACAACAAUAAUACCUGUUGUCUAUGUUUUAUUAAUAAUUUUAAUCUAUUUGUGA
This is a messenger RNA of Paramecium pentaurelia, 1777 nucleotides long. NCBI's taxonomy places the organism in Eukaryota, Ciliophora, Oligohymenophorea, Peniculida, Parameciidae. The record is from the annotation of a GenBank genome assembly.